This is a messenger RNA of Megalobrama amblycephala (Wuchang bream), 1687 nucleotides long. RefSeq names its product HLF transcription factor, PAR bZIP family member b (gene hlfb). The transcript is spliced from 4 exons. Gene Ontology annotation, biological process: regulation of transcription by RNA polymerase II. The coding region runs from base 214 to 1089 and encodes 291 amino acids. NCBI's taxonomy places the organism in Eukaryota, Metazoa, Chordata, Actinopteri, Cypriniformes, Xenocyprididae. The record is from RefSeq and is a predicted model, not a curated record. Gene Ontology annotation, cellular component: nucleus. Gene Ontology annotation, molecular function: RNA polymerase II cis-regulatory region sequence-specific DNA binding; DNA-binding transcription factor activity, RNA polymerase II-specific.
UGCCUCAGUCUUGACACAUGGUGAUGAUCAUCACAUUUCUUACACACACAUACACUCACGCACUUCAAGCCACUUAUGCCGGUGCUGUAGAGCAGGAUCUUUCACUUGUCGUUAUUAGACGAAUGAUCGCUUUUUACCUGCUAUACAUAGGCCUGUCUUUUCAUUUCAGUUACAUUUUUCCAAAAACCAUUUUUGUACGGAAUAAGAGAGAAUAUGUCCAGACCGCUCACAAUGAAUCCAGCUUUCCUACCUCCGCAAACUAACGGCGUUUUGAAGGCGCUCCUGGAAAAACCUCUGAAACUAUCUUUGCAAGAUGAAGGCUACGGGAAGGAGAGAGAGAAGGUGAAAAAGCUAGAAGAAGAGAGAAACACUCCACAAUCGGCUUUCUUAGGGCCAACGCUUUGGGAUAAAACAUUGUCUUAUGAUGGAGACAGCUUUCUGGAGUAUAUGGACCUUGAGGAGUUCCUCUCUGAAAAUGGCAUCCCCUCCAGUCCCGCACAACAUGACCAAAGCCUCCAUCAGAGGCAGCAGCAGCAGCAGCAGGCUUCAAUGCCACAGGCCCCCAUCUCAGUCAUGGACCUCAGCAGUCGGCCCAUCACCUCCAUCCACACGGGCAUGGUUCCUCAGAACUGCCUCCACGGUCCAGGCAGACCAGUUUUGCCUCCAUCACGUAACACACCAAGUCCUAUUGACCCGGAGGCCAUUCAGAUACCAGUGAGCUACGAGCCUGAUCCGGCAGACCUCGCUCUGUCCAGCGUCCCGGGCCAGGAGGUUUUCGACCCAAGGAAAUGCAAGUUCUCCGAAGAGGAGCUGAAACCUCAGCCUAUGAUCAAGAAAGCACGCAAAAUCUUCAUUCCUGAUGAUAUGAAGCAGGAUGACAAAUACUGGGCACGGCGCAGAAAGAACAACAUGGCCGCCAAGAGGUCACGGGACGCUCGGCGCCUAAAAGAAAAUCAGAUUGCCAUCCGGGCUGGUUUCCUGGAGAAAGAGAAUGCGGCUCUCCGACAGGAAGUUGCCGACAUACGGAAAGAGCUGGGGCGGUGCAAAAAUAUCUUAACCAAGUAUGAAGCUCGGCAUGGCCCCCUGUGAGACUCCCCGGGUGCUCGUGAAGUUCCCCUCACCCGCGCCCUUCCUAUUCGAAGGACAAUAUUCUCGGGUUAAGGUCCGCUGGGCCUGUUUUCCAGUCAGCCCUCACCUCAGUCUGUUCUUGGCACCUUAGAAGGCAGAAACGUUUCGUUGUGUGGUUAUUUUAUACAUCUUGUAGAGAUCUCUCACUCUCUUUCUGUAUUUGUUAUCGCAAACAAAGCCAUCAUUGUUUGCCAACCAUGUAUAUUAUUUUAGUGUGUUGUAGCAUUUGUCCACAAACGUUUGCCUUGAUUUGUCAUCAUUUAUCAGUCAAAUCUGAGCUAGCAGAUCUUCUGCUGCUCCUACAGACUCACAUGUAUGCUGUAUAUGAGAGAGGAGGUCCAUGUGCAUAGCUACUACAAGCUUCGGGCGUCUUAGAUUUUGUGUCCGUAAAGACAUUAUUCUCACAGACAGAACAGAAUGUAGCAAGAUUUGAGAGUUUGAAACAACUUUAUAUAAUCAUAAUUGCUAAAUAUGUACAGUACAGUCCAAAAGUUUGGAACCACUAAGAUUUUUAAUGUUUUUAAAAGAAGUUUCGUCUGCUCACCAAGGCUACAUUUAU